Pseudomyrmex gracilis is the source of this 935-nucleotide messenger RNA. RefSeq lists its product as uncharacterized. Bases 214 to 624 code for a protein of 136 amino acids. The record is from RefSeq and is a predicted model, not a curated record. The transcript has 3 exons. Lineage: Eukaryota; Metazoa; Arthropoda; Insecta; Hymenoptera; Formicidae.
UGUUGAAUAUAUUUUGCUAUAGAAUCUGAAAAACCAUUUCAACGAUUUGUCAUUCAAAAACUCAUAAGUUUGGAACUAAAACUAAAUUCAAUUGAAAAAUGUCAAAAACUCAUUCUACAGAAAGUUUCAAUCGAAACUUUGGAUACGGAAAAAAAGGAAAUAAUAGAUAUCUUUCAAGAUCUGUCAUUAAAAAAUGAAAAUAAUCUAUAAACAAUGGAAAUCAAAUUAGCUAAUGAUUUAGUGUAUCAAAAUCAGAUAGUUAAACAAUUAGCUCACGUUAAUUGCCAAGAUCUGAGAAUUUCUUGUGUACGUCUAAUAAAAACAAUUUUUACAAACGAGCUGGCAGUAAAUUAUAGUUGGUACGGCGCCAAGAAAAAAGUAAACUUUUCCAAAUUGCACAUAUGCAAAGUUAUUAUGAGUGCAGCAAGAAAACUUCAUACAAAUGCCACAGACAAACAAAUAGCAGCUCCUAUAAAAAUAUGGUUGGCUCAUGCCAAAGAACGCAUGCAAAGGCAAACGAUUCUUGAAGGAACAAAAGAAAGAGAAGAAAAAGAUGCUCGGAGAAACAGACGUGAAGAAGAAACGGAGGAAUGUGAAGAACAAGAAAGAGAAGAAUCCCCUUAGAAAGGGAUCAAUUAUCCACAGCCGAGAGAGUACAGUUUAAAUAAACUAGUGUUUAACCACAAUGUCUGUGGAAAAGACUAGAAAACUUCUAACAUUUUUUUCAAACAUUGUUUUACCUUACAAACUCAGGUAUUUUUCAUGGAAUUUUAUUUGAACUUACGGAAUUGUUUCAAAAUUCUCUUUUUACAAUUUUCUCUAAUUAUUUUUUAUAGUUUGUAUAUUGCAAGCAUUGGCCGUCUGAUUAGCCAAGUUUUUUUUUAAUUAUAUGGCUUUAUUAAAUUACAAUGUAUAAGAUUCAAUGUUUAUAAUUA